Messenger RNA from Ylistrum balloti, 3123 nucleotides. RefSeq names its product cytosolic Fe-S cluster assembly factor NUBP2 homolog. Gene Ontology annotation, biological process: iron-sulfur cluster assembly. Bases 1 to 816 code for a protein of 271 amino acids. NCBI's taxonomy places the organism in Eukaryota, Metazoa, Mollusca, Bivalvia, Pectinida, Pectinidae. The transcript has 8 exons. The record is from RefSeq and is a predicted model, not a curated record. Gene Ontology annotation, molecular function: ATP binding; 4 iron, 4 sulfur cluster binding; ATP-dependent FeS chaperone activity. Gene Ontology annotation, cellular component: cytosol.
AUGUCUGCGCCCAUGACAGGUACAGACCACUUAUCCCACAUUGAGCAUGUCAUUCUUGUCCUGUCUGGAAAAGGUGGUGUUGGUAAGAGCACUGUGGCCACACAGAUAGCUCUCGGUCUGAAGCAUGCUGGGAAGAAGGUUGGAUUAUUGGAUCUGGAUUUAUGUGGACCAAGUAUUCCUCGUAUGUUUAACUUGGAAAACCAAGACAUCCACCAGUGUCCUGAAGGAUGGCUGCCUGUAUUUGUGGACAAGGACCAGCACCUGUCAGUCAUGUCCAUAGCAUUUCUCCUAGAGGAUGCCAAUGAUGCCAUUGUGUGGAGAGGCCCUAAGAAAACAGCUAUGAUAAAGCAGUUCCUCAGUGAUGUGGUUUGGCGUGAUCUUGAGUACCUGGUGAUAGACACGCCUCCUGGCACUUCAGAUGAACAUAUCAGUGUGGUAGAGAGUCUCAAGUCCUACAACCCUGAUGGAGCUGUUCUUGUUACUACACCUCAGGCAGUUGCUGUUGGAGAUGUUCGCAGAGAAUUAACCUUCUGUAAGAAGACACACAUUCCGGUCAUUGGUAUUAUUGAGAACAUGAGUGGUUUUGUCUGUCCACAUUGUACAGAAUGUACAAACAUUUUUUCAAAGGGUGGUGGGGAGGCUUUGGCGAAGCAGUUUCAUGUUCCUUUCCUUGGUUGUAUCCCUCUUGACCCCAAGUUAACUCACUGUCUGGAGCAAGGGAAGAACUUCUUGGAGGCCUAUAGCGAUACACCAACUCACAAAGCAUUAGAUGCUGUCAUAGAGAGACUUAUCCGCAUUGACAGAGAUCUUCCCUGAUCUUAGAGAAUCUUUCGCCUUUGAUCUUGUACCUGGGACCACAAGCACUCUUUUGGCCAAUACUGGUCAAUAAUGAUGGAAUAUGCACUGAAGCAAGAGAAUAUGCCACUGUUAAUUGGAACACCUAAGAAUUGUAUUUAUUGAUGUUUUGAACACCUAAGUCGACUGGUAUUGAUGUUGGUAUUAUAGUAUUAGUGAUAUAUACCCUGGUAUUUAUUUCUGUAAUUGUCUGCUUUAAACGUGUGUAUUGUAAUGUUUUUGUCCAAAACUCCUGCCCCACUCUAGACUUGUGGAUACAAUACUGUGAAAUACACCUCUUAUAGUCUCCCUUCUAUUUCCGUACUUUACUGAAAUAUCUGCUAUUUUCACAUUUCCCUACCAAGAGGUGGUGGGACUAGUCAUUACACAAAAUGUGUUGGAAUAAGGAGAUGAACUAAACCUUGACAAUGCCAAAAAAUAUGUGGUCCAGGUUCCACCUGUUGUAUCAUUUAUCCUCCACGAAGUUAUAAUUAUUUUAGUACUCCUGAAUUGUGUUGUAGGCCAUUAGCUGAUAUUGAUUGCACCUAACCCAUGAUAUAUAUUGGUUGGUCUCAUUUGAAAUGUGGUGACCUCUGCUACAGUUUUUCACACUGUGCCUUUCACAGUUGUCAAUAUUCUACUAUGAAAUCUAUGCAAGGUAUUGUCAAAGCUUUUAUAGUUUAUUUCUGCAGGUGCUUUGGCCCACAACAGUGUACUGUAUCAUGGCAUAGAGGACAUGGUCUCCUACUCAGUGUUGUGUGUCCUGUUAUAGUCGAUGAAAAAGAAUUAUCUUGAUAAUUUAUGUUCUAGAGCUAUUUGAUAUCCAAUAUUUUUGUUAUUACAUCAGUAGGGAUUUGUUACUGGUUACUGAGAAACCAAAGAGGAUUAUUUCUGGUGGUGUAUAAAGUGCUUAAACCUUAAUACGAGUGCAAUUUACUUAUAUGUGAAAAAAGUAUGCAGUGUGUAAAACAUAAGUUUAACAGCGAUAUAUGUAUAUCUCCAUGAUGAAAUGUAAAGGUGAGGAUUUUACCAAACCUAUAGUGACAUUUCUCAUAAUGUUGAUUAUAUAAAGUUUAUCUUCAAUCUGUAAUUUAAAUGUAUUGUUAACAGAAGUUAGAGCAUUGUAUGAGAACUGAACAAAGGACGUGGUGUUGGGUGAUUGUUUAGCUUAAUUUACAUGGAAAAUGUAAAGUUUUUGUCCUGUUUUUGUCUGUUUGAGCUACCGGGUAGGAGUUGAUAUUAUUCUUAAAAAGACAGAAAAUUAGUUAGAAAAUGAUUCCAGAAGCGUAAUAGUUCAUUUGUCUGAAAAAACUGUCUCUAUUCCACUAACAGGAGAGUUAAGCAUGUAUAGAAAUAAUUUUUGCUGUUUUCAGAUAUGACAGGUUGUCCUCUUUCAACAGUUGUAGGCAGAAUGCAGGAUUUUAUUAUCUUGAAUUUUAUUUUGUUCAAAUGUAGGUGUUUGUUUUGUGUUAACAGUGGUAAAACAUGUGUAUGAUGUGUGAUGUUUAAGGGUCAGUUCAAUAUAGUUAGAAUGUUUUUAUCAGAUUAAAAGUCUUUCAUAAAGAUAAAGUAUGAUGCUUCUUCUGUAGCCAUAUCAGAAUUCUAUUGAUCACAAAAUCUGAUGGACAUUCACAAAUGAUUGAUAGUGUAAUAGUAACUUCCAAGCUAUGUCUCAGUCAUAGGCACAAACAGGUAAGAACAAUAUGAUACCGUAAUAUGUACAUAGGAUACAAAUUCUUACUCUGUUGUAAUGGAUUCAGGCCUUGAAUUAUCAGUGUGUUUCAUUAGAAACAUUUACAAGUUAUCAACUAUGCGAUAUCUUGUCAGUAUCUUCAUGAUUUUAGAUUUGUAAGAUGAUUAAAUUCUUGAAAGCUUCACAAAUUACCAGUAGAUUACAAACAUUCUUGUUAUCCUUGGUUUAACACUGGCUGGAUACAUUUUAUAUCAUUGGUACCUGCAAUAUUCAUUGAAGUCCUAUGAUUACGUGGAUUGAGUAUUCGUAAUAUUAUUUAAUUGAUAAAAAUAUAUCAAUAAUCAGCAACGUAGUAAAUAUUCCAACCACAGUGUCCAUCAUCUCGGUGAAAUUUCUCCGUGCAUUUAAAUUUGGUUUUGUUGAAAUUGAUUGUUUUAAACAUAACAAAGCGUUUUAAAAAUAUUUCAAUUUCAAAGAGAAAACUAUGCUUAAUGUAUUGUAAAUUGUGUUGAGCUUUAUAUUUUACAUGCAUCAAUCCUGAUGUACUUGGUUAUAUGGUUAUGGACAGAAGAUAAAAUAAAUGCUAUUUGAGAAAA